Diaporthe amygdali is the source of this 1506-nucleotide messenger RNA. RefSeq lists its product as uncharacterized. The record is from RefSeq and is a predicted model, not a curated record. Bases 1 to 1506 code for a protein of 501 amino acids. Lineage: Eukaryota; Fungi; Ascomycota; Sordariomycetes; Diaporthales; Diaporthaceae. The transcript has a single exon.
AUGCCCGUAUCACAGCAUCUGAGGCGAGGCAUCCACGCUGCUUUGCCCAGGAGGGGAACACGUAACGAAGUGCCAUCGUGGUCAGCAACAUGGAUUCUGCAGCAUGACACAGCGGUGUCAUGGGGAACUGCGCGCUGCUCAUGGCCGCCUUUGGCAAGACUCGUCCCCGAGACACGGACGAUCCACUCGUCAACGGCCAGGUCCCGCGCCAGGACACGACCCGACGACAAAGAAGCAGCAAGACCUCUCUCCGAGCUUGCAGAGACGUACAAGAAACAGCUUGUCGUUUUCGGCCUCGGUGUAGCUGUCAUGGGCGCAUACAUCGCCAUGGUCGUCCGCAGCAUGACCAGGGACCCCUGUGCCGACCACCGGGUGGAUGCUCAACAUGGACAGCACGGCGAUGUCCCGUCAGGCCGCCCUCUGGAGUUGCGGUCAGGAAAGAUCACCGCCUCUGCCUUCGACCGUGAGCAGGACUGGAACGAGUGGCUCAUGGGUAUCACCAGCCUGCGGAAACUCAUGGGUGGGCUUGCAAGAGGUCACGUCCUCGAGGUUGCCGUGGGCACGGGCCGGAACAUUGAGUACAUGGACUGGGACGACAUCAAGAACAGUGCCCCGCGCCCCAUGGACGAAGGUAUCGGCUUUGCGCCGAACGCCAAGUCGCUGGAGGAGCUGGAGCGGGAUCGUGUGAAGAGGAGGAUGGAAAAAGGAAAGAAGGGCUUGGUCCUGCCUGGAGACGACGCUCCAGAGGUGUUGAGCUUCACCGGUGUGGACGUAUCCGCUGAUGUGCUGGAGGUGACAUGGACGAAGCUGAAGAAGGCCGUGCCAGAGUUGAUUCCUCGCCGCAGAAGGCAACCGAACGAGGAGCAUCAGGUGCACCAGCAGCAACACCAGCAGCAACACCAGCAGCAACAGGAGCAGGACAAGGCUGCUGAAGAAAAAAAGCCCAUCGCGUUUCGGAACCCGUUGAAAGCCCUGUCUGAAUCCAAGACGCCGGCUCCUGCACGACAUCCUGCGGCUUCUCCAACAGGCCAGUCCGGGGACCAGUCAUUGGCCGCCAACAUUGGCAGUGGUCGGAUCCGUCUGUUCAAGUCGGAUGCUCAAUCCCAACUUCCCUCACCACCAUCCCUACUCGCACCGGAUGCUGCAAGCACCCUUCCCCCACCGCGCUACUUUGAUACCAUUCUCCAGAACUUCGCAAUAUGCAGCGUGGCAGACCCGCAUAAGCUGCUAGCCAACAUGGCCCGCGUACUGAAGCCCGGUUCCGGCCGUAUCUACCUGCUUGAGCACGGACGUGGCCGUUACGACUGGAUCAACCGCGCGCUGGACAAGUUCGCCCCCUCGCACUUUGACAGGUAUGGGUGCUGGUGGAACAGAGACAUCGAGGAGGCUGUGCGCAGGGCCGAGAGGGAGGUGCCUGGUCUCGAGAUCGUCAGGAUAGAGCGACCACUCUGGACACAGGGUGGUACGAUGUACUGGAUCGAGCUGAAGGUCAACCCACAGGAGUGA